CGGUCACUCCCUCACAGCCUGAACUGCCUCCCGCCCAUAGCGCCGGUAUCAGCCCUCUUGCCGCACCGCCUGCGCGCCGCUUCUUCCUCCUUGUUUCCUCCAGGCCGCCGCCUUCCAGGACUCAUCUAGUCAGCGCGGCAGUACCACUGUUCCUAAUCAGCGGCUCUGUGCCUCUCAGCAUCUGCUCAGACGCAAAAUGAAUGGGGCUGAACGACGAUUCAAUACAGAUGAAGUAGAAGACGAAGAAGAGGACGAUGACACGAGAGGUCUUCAAGCGUGGGAGAGAACCUAUGCAGAUGAGAGGUCAUGGGAGUCUCUACAAGAGGAUGAAUCAGGAUUUCUGCGCCCCAUUGACAAUAAAACCAUCUUCCAUGCUCAAUAUCGGCGACGCCUCCGCACUGCAACCAGUGCUUGCAUUCAAAAGGGCCUGAUUCGCUAUCUCUAUAUUGUAAUUGAUUUCUCCCGGGCAGCUACUGAAAUGGACUUUAAACCAAGCAGAAUGGUUGUAGUUGCAAAACAAGUCGAGGCUUUUAUUAGAGAGUUUUUUGAUCAGAAUCCUCUGAGUCAGAUUGGCCUGAUAAUGUUGAAAGAUGGGGUUGCUCAUUGUUUAACAGAUCUUGGAGGCAGCCCGGAGGCCCACAUUAAAGCUUUGAUGGGUAAGUUGGAGUGCUCAGGUGAUGCUUCCCUUCAGAAUGGAUUAGAACGCGUGCAUGAACUUUUAAGUCAAAUUCCAUCAUAUGGUCAUCGUGAAGUUCUAAUUUUGUAUUCCGCUCUAAAUACUUGCGACCCUGGGGAUAUAAUGGAAACAAUUCAGAAAUGCAAGAAAUCCAAGAUACGAUGCUCUGUCAUUGGCCUCUCUGCAGAAGUCUAUAUAUGCAAGCAUCUUUGCCAAGAAACUGGUGGCAUGUAUUAUGUUGCAUUGGAUGAGGCUCACAUAAAAGAGUUAGUCCUGGAGCAUGCUCCCCCACCUCCGGCAAUAGCAGAAUUUGCAGUUGCGAAUUUGAUCAAGAUGGGGUUUCCCCAAAGAGCUGCAGAAGGUGCGAUUUCCAUCUGUUCUUGCCACAAGGAGACUAAAGUUGGCGGAGGCUACACUUGUCCAAGAUGCAAAUCACGUGUCUGUGAACUGCCAACUGAAUGUUGUAUUUGUGGCCUGACCCUGGUUUCUUCCCCACAUUUGGCAAGGUCAUACCAUCACCUAUUUCCAAUCACUCCAUUUGAGGAUGUAUCACCAUAUAUUCGAAACAAUUUGCAAAUUACGCAAAAAAAAUGUUUUGGUUGCCAGCAAAGUCUCCUAAACCCUGGCAACAUACCUGGCCCAUGUGUUGCUUGUCCAAAAUGCAAAAAACUCUUCUGCCUAGAUUGUGACAUCUACGUCCAUGAGAGCUUGCACAACUGUCCAGGCUGUGAGAGCUUCAGGAUUUCUCCGCCAGUCAGCAACAAUAUGCAAGAAUAACAAACAUGUAUCAAAGCUACUUCUUAAUCAAAUUUGAUUCUUGUUCCUCAAGAUGAAUGAGAUCAUGAGACUGACCAUGAUGAACUGGGGGAGGAAUGAACGUUCUAUAAAGCGGCCACUGCAGUACGAAGUCUUGCAUCAAGUCAAUAUACUUGGUGAAGACCUAUUAAAUCAUCGUUGUACGUCUUUGCAGAGCCUUUCCUUAAAAACUUGUUCAUCUCGUUUCUCAUUUUUGCGGAGUUCAGUAUCAAUUCCAUGAGUGGAUGAUGACUUGCUGAAUUCUUGAUAUGCACCCAGGUGUACACUAAAAAAGGAAUUCAUACACGACGUAAAAAAUGUAGUGACAGAUUCUCCGCAUAAGUUAGGCUCUGGUUU
This is a messenger RNA of Cuscuta campestris, 1828 nucleotides long. Lineage: Eukaryota; Viridiplantae; Streptophyta; Magnoliopsida; Solanales; Convolvulaceae. The record is from the annotation of a GenBank genome assembly.